CAUCGCGUAUAACCGAGCAAAUAAGUCGCAAUCGUGCCGCGCCGAGGACGACGACUGCUUCAAUAGUCGUCAGCCAAUAUAUAUAGUAACGUUAAACAAAAAAGUUUCCGCACUUCCUUUUCUCUCUUUCACUCCGAUACUUCCGUCACAAUUCGUCAUAAUGUGACAUCGGAGCGCUUCCUCGAUGCGCUUUAAUGCAUUUGAAUUGAAAAGUGUCCUCGAGAAUGAUCCUCCGCGCGUGCAAAGCCUACUUUUGAAAUUUUGCCUUCGUAAUAAAAUUGACGAUCGACUAUCCAGCUGAAUAAAAGCGUCGCCCAAGAGUAAAUAAGUGAUUAAUUUAUACGAUAUUUGUUUUCGCAGGCGCCAGUUUGUACUUUCACGGAUUCACGUUUCUCGCAUUAUAACGUGUUGCGCCUGAAACGACGAGUUGUUUAUGUGAAACGAAGAUAACAAGAUUUGGCACAGAAUUUAUUUUCGUGCCGCGGGAACGGCGUGUCGUGUGACGAGACGAUAGAGAGAGUAUAUAACGUGUUUAUAAUUCUCGGCACGAAUAAAUGACGAAAUUGUUAAAUUCCGCCGGUAUCCGCGGCAUCGAUAUCCCGUGUAUAAUAUACGUCGUAUGCCUGCCGCCUACGGAGAUUCUGAAUCGUUGUACACGAAUAUGUAUAACGACGAAAAUGUCGCUUAGCUAACCACGGGACACUUUGCAGCAGGUGUGCGAAAGGUGUCGCGCCUUUGACUUUCGACUAAUAACCGAUGUGAAUGAUGUGAUGUUACCGCAAUGUCCCUCACCUCGAGAACAAACAGAUGGGCCUCGAGAGUAAUUAUUAUUUUACAGCUGGUCACCUGGAACGCUGUUGGCAUCAUUCUUCUUCACAGAGGCGUCAGCACAUUGCACAAAAGAAUCUUGGAAACCAGCAAUGUUGUCGAGGUAAUGAAAGUAGAUCCCCCGACCGGUUUGGAGUCCGUCGUAUCGUCUACGAGACACGAAUAUGAUCUAUCCACCCAGCAACAACCGAUCAACAAGAACGUGGAGAUAAUUCAGAUAGAUCCGUCUCUGGGUGAUGAUACGAAUCUCUCUGGAUUAAUCGCAAUUCGAAACGAACGAUUAAAGAACGCAUCCGAGAUUUUUUCGGAGAAGCAACCAUCUACGUUUUUUCUCGCGGAUCCUCUCGCAGUUCCGACGACCGAGAAUAAAGAUGUAAUGAACAAGAUCUCGAGAAUAGCUCGAGACAGGGAGCAUAUUCUCGGCAACAGAAUUUCAAACAACAUUCACGCGGAAGAGGAUGUCACUUCAACUUCGGAUUAUUCGGAAUCCAAGAUUGCGGGAUCGGUUUUGAGGAAGGAGGAGGAUCUCGAUGUCGUAGAAAACGCGACACGAGCCACAGUGCACGAGACGUCGUCCACUCUUGGCAAGGAGGCCGAUCAGGAUCAAUUUACCAUUAGAACAGGCAAAAGCAAUGUAAAAUUCUCCCGCGUGAACGAAAACAUCGCGACGACGGCCGUCGCUUUAGUGUCUAUCGGUGCGAUUAUGCUGCUGGUGGGGCCAAUCGUGAUCGUAAUGCGGAUUUUGGAUGAGAGGAGGCAAGCGAGAAAGCUGAUGGCAUUGCCGUCAAGAUCGCGAGAAGAUCUGCCACCCACGUACGAGCAGGCCGUUCUCAUGGACGAAGCACCAAGGUAUUCGACGCUCGCAUUGAACUACGAUCGCACGCCGCCGCCCUCGCCGACUUUCUCGUCCACCUACACCUUUUCGAACUCUGCAACGUAGUUGUGUCCUAGACGGAAUUUGGGUGGAGAAAUUUUUUUCUUUGUGUUGCUUUUUUUGUAUAAUAAAA
This is a messenger RNA of Trachymyrmex cornetzi, 1835 nucleotides long. RefSeq lists its product as uncharacterized. NCBI's taxonomy places the organism in Eukaryota, Metazoa, Arthropoda, Insecta, Hymenoptera, Formicidae. The transcript has 2 exons. The record is from RefSeq and is a predicted model, not a curated record. The coding region runs from base 782 to 1768 and encodes 328 amino acids.